This is a messenger RNA of Pisolithus orientalis, 2909 nucleotides long. RefSeq lists its product as uncharacterized. The transcript is spliced from 3 exons. The annotation marks the transcript as partial. The record is from RefSeq and is a predicted model, not a curated record. NCBI's taxonomy places the organism in Eukaryota, Fungi, Basidiomycota, Agaricomycetes, Boletales, Pisolithaceae.
CCGCAAUAAUCCUUGGAAAGACCUCGACCUACAAGGUGCUAAAUUCCAGACAGGACACACUUGGGGUCACACUCCAGCUUGGACUUUGCAACCACCCUUUAAUGUCCGCAUAUGAUCUUCGACUUCGAUUUGGGAAGUGUUCUGGGUCUGCCUAUGGAUGGCCUCUGGGCGUCAAUUUCGCCCUCUCCCAACGUACAUCUUCACAAGUCAUCCUACCGAGCCCUCUUGAUCUAGUCAGCGCCACCGUCUGACUCUCUUGAGAGGACUUCGUCAGUAUGGCCAUAUUUCAGUGGGAAAACAUCGAACAGUUCAUCGGUCUUGUUAACUUGUUAUCUCUGCGCAAUGGUGGUCAAGUUGGACCAAAGACGGGGAAAGAGGAAGAAGAAGUUCAAUGUAGCACUAACACCGAGGUCAGCGGGGACGAUUCAGAUGUCAGGGAGAGUAAGGAGGACGAACUAAAGCGGCGCUUUCUCGACAAGUUUGCGGAGGCUAUUUCGAACGACAAAGGUGACAGGCAUGUCGCUGUUUGCUCUGUAGCACUCCGCGAGUCGGGGGGUCGAUGCCCUGACGGGAACGUUAAGGUUUCCUUGCUGGUCUCCCGUAAUCAGGAUUUCGAGCCGGAGGAUAAGAAUUUUUUUAGCUCCCUUGAAAGGUUGCUCGCUGCUAUCGGUGCCACUGUGUCCGAACAGAUAAGCAUUGGUUUGCCUGCAGUUGAGAAAGAGCUUUGGGAGGAAUUAGUAUGCUAUAAUGAGCUCCGCCUGGAUUAUCACGCAAAUAGCCUGCGCGACAAUUUGCAAAUGUUCAAGGCCGCGGGAUGCAUGGACAUCAUUCCUCCGUAUAACGACUCUUGUUCCCCGCGGGGCGGCGAUUCCGAACACAGAACUUUCUGUGACGACUGCAACAUCGGCCUCUAUUCAGAUGGUUCUCAUGAUGCCUACAUGAAAUUUGCCCAGGAGCAUAUCCGUGAUCUGGGUAACAUCCUUUCUUCCCGGGAUGACAGAGGGACUCGGCGACGCCUUCUUGCUGAGCAUGCCUAUUCUCUCCGUCAUAUGAAGUCUCUCAGGAUACUUCUCGAUUCCGGUCUGGGGGCUUCAGUUGGGCGUAAGCUCAUCUCGGACAUACACUGGCUGGGCCGUUUGAGGUCCUGCUAUUAUACGCUCGUAGAAGCAGCCCUCAAUAUUCCUGGAUUUUCUGCGCUAUCUAUUGUUCCUGUGCAGAGCCUCCCGCCUCGCGCAUGUCCAUUUACCUUACCCACCCUGGCAGACGUGAUGAAUUGCCUGGGUCAGACCUUGGAUUCUACCUCUGUCAAAAGCUUUAUCAACGAACGUUUAGGUGUCACUAGUGCAGAGCACGAUUUCAAGCAGUGUCAGAAUAAACUCUCUAGGCAACAUCUCUCAACUCAUGCGGAGCUUCGGCUUGUCCUUCAUAUCAUAAGGACGAUGGAUACCAAAACCAUGGACAGGGAGAUAUAUCCAUACUUGGGAUGCAGCAAGUUGUCUUGCUUCCUUUGUACCAUUUUCCUUGAGUUCUUCGGUCAGUCUGGCAUUGCAUUCAGGACUCGUGGGAGUCAUGGGAAAGUCUACCCGUCGUGGUCUAUCCCGGAUGUAGAUGGACUCCAUGACGAUAUGGUCUCAGUUCUCGGCUUAGUGCUGAGGAAAAUGCAAAGCUUGCUGCAUUGCGAGGCAACGAAUUCCAUCACGCUAGCUGCUCGUGUUGCCGAAUCCUCUGCUGGGGUUACAGUUUAUAAUCCCCGAUCCUCUUUUAUUCGUCAAUAUCACAGAGUGUUGGCUGCCCGACGCGAAUUCGACUUUCUACGCGCACAUACGCGCAAGAGCUUCGUUAGGACUAUUGACCCAGUCGAAGGAGGAAAGACACACAACAUGCCUGGCGCUUUUACGCCCACUGAACCUCCAGAGUGCUCCGGAGAGUGCGAAAAUUGCGAGUAUAAGACUUCAGAAGAUUGCAGCGAAUAUCAUAGCAUGUGCUCGUACUCCGCGUCGGUUGAAGAAACAGAAAAUUACGACAUUUCCACGGCUUUGGAACACUCGGAAAGCCCGGGGCUCUCCGGAGAAUACGGAGAUUGUGAUCGCCACGGCAUGCCUGGCGCUUUUAAAUCUGUGAAAACACAAGAGCCCUCUGGAGAAUGCGAACACUGCGCAUGCGAAACCUCAAGGAGGUGCUCCAAAUGUCUUGGCCCUUGGCUGUGCAGUGAUCGCUGUGAGAAUGAGUGGGACUACUUCGAACAUACCUUCCGGUGUGCCGUGGGUCGACCUCUGGACACUGCCGACUACCUUGUCCGGGCCUGCCGGACAGGCUCGUUGGACGACGUUGAUGGGGACACUGCGGAGGACUUUGGAUUCGCGAAAUUUGCAUCGGACCGCGACUUGCAGAGGCUCUUUGGUUUGUAUGUCGGCCUCACGCGUAUGGGUGUCCGAAGUCGAGAACUGCACAAGUGGAAAACGGAAGGCACUCUGACAGAAAAUAUCAUAGCCAAAUAUGAAGUGAUACCCGAACGCAUUCGUGGCGUGUAUUACCCGUGGUUCCGUAAGAACCUGGACAUCUUCGAUUCGCGAGAUGUACAGCCGGAUUUCCUAGCGAUUGCCCGGCCUUACCUCGACCCAGAAGAUAGAAACAAGGAGCCCCACGAAUUGGUACCGGAGGCAAAACGCAAGUCUUUCUUGCUGUAUUCCAUGCUGCUAAAUGGGUACCAUCCGAACCCUUCGCUGUCUGGCACAAUCUGUAAAGACCUUUAUUUCGAGUUCGGUUUCGUAACCGGGAUUGGGUCCGAGGGCGAGGAUGUAUUACCUUGGGUUUACGGAUGUCUCAUUAGCAGAUGCUCGUUCACAAUGUUUUGGAAUGCAUUUCAGACCAACAGUCUCACGGCAUUGAUGGAUGCAAAGGGGCUUGAA